AUGGCGAGUACGGCUGGAGGGAAGAGCAGCAACGCGAAACUGGUCAGCCUCUUCGUAGCAUUUAUACGAGUUUUCUUGCCUUCUCUUUUCCUAUUUCCUCUUUGUUUGAAUUGUAAAACGGGCAGUUUCAUCUUUCGCCUGUCUGAAUUUUUUUCCCCUAUUUUUUGCGUCUAUUUUUUACUUAUUGCCCCCCUUCCAAGUAAUAUCAAUUUCCGUGGAUUAUGCGAACCAGCUAUUCUCUUGCGGUUGUUCUCUUUUAAUCUCUAUCGGCAUCCAAGCAGCAGCUUCGAGGGGGCGCAUUUUUCUUCAUAUGGUGUUUUGACGUCAAUAUUUGAUAUUAAUUUAUAUUUUUUGCGUUUCAUAUGAGAAUAUAUCUGAUUGUGAUUGCCAAAAAUUCGUGACAUUUGAACCUAUGAUUACUAUGACGCGCAAAAUCCUGGUUUCUAGGUGCAUCUUGUUCGGGAUCCUUUAAUUUCUGUUCUAAUUUAUGUGGAUUUAUCUGUUUAUUUCUUAUUUUUUCUUGAUUCAGGUCCUUCUCGGAGACGCUGGAACUGGAAAAUCCAGUAUAGUCUUACGUUUCGUAAAGAACCAGUUCAUUGACUUCCAGGUUGCGCCUAUUCUUCCUGGUGUAAUCUGUGUUAUGCGAUAGAUUUUCCAAAUUGACUUUCUUAUAUCUGUUGCUGCAGGAAUCAACAAUUGGAGCCGCUUUUUUCUCGCAGACGUUGACUGUUGAUGAUGCGUCUGUUAAGUUUGAUAUUUGGGAUACGGCAGGGCAGGAAAGAUAUCAUAGCUUGGCGCCCAUGUACUACAGAGGAGCUGCAGCAGCAAUCGUUGCAUAUGAUAUAACAAACCAGGUCUGUAGGCCAAAUAUUUUUCAAGGUGUGGAAUCAGUCUUGCUAUAUUUCUCAGGCGUAAACAUGAUAUCAGGACUUACAUUAUACAAAGUUUAGGCUUGGUAUAUACCUCAAAUUCAUGAAACCUGGAAGCAGUUAGAUCAAACUCCUGAUCUCCUCCUCUAUUAGUUUUUUUUUAUAGAGGAAAGAGCACAUGCUCUGAGAAUAAAGAAUCACUGCAUUUCAUCCAUCAAUAAGUCAAUGCUUAUCUUAUCUGGAUUUCUAAGCUUUCUUGAUGAUCUAGACUGAAAUCAACGCCCUUGCUAGUCAAAUAAGAUACGGAAUUGGACUUGUUGAAGAUUUCUCUGAGUAGACAAUUUUGUUCUUGGUGAAGUCUUGGGGUUGUAGGGCCACACAGAGUGGUUUGCUUUAGGGUUUGAGGCUAUCGGGAGCUUUUAGUAUGUGGGCUACUUCAAAUGUGAGUCCAACGAAGUAUUUUUUCGGUGGCUAUUUCUAGUAUUAUGCUCGAGGGCAGCUUCGACUAUGUGACUAGUGACAUGCUUUUUUUUUCCCCUUUAGGGAAAAUAAUCCAGUCAUUAUUCAACCCUCCUUUUUUUUUUUGUAAUGAAUUUCAAGGUGUCGUUUCUGGUUUUUUACCUCUUUAAGGAAAACUUGUUGGAUGCUUCACUUCGACGACCAAAUUGUCACAUUAAUUAUUUUUCUGCCCAGCUUUGGUUCCCUUGAUGCGCUUCCCCUAUGAUUGUGUGGUGGAGCUGCAUGGAGAUUGUUCAUUAAUUAUUUUCUGUAUUUUUUUCUUCUGUAUGAAGAACUUGUUGGAUGUUUAUCUCCGAUGACCAAAUUGUCACAUAAAUUAUUUUCCUGCCCAAAAUUUCUUUCCUUAGGAGCUGCACGGAGUUUGUUCAUUAAUUAUUUUCUGCAUUUUCACCUCCGGAAGAAAAACUUGUCAGAUUUUUAGCCCCGAUGAUCAAAUUUUCACAUUUUUUUAAUUAUUUUCCUGCCCAACUUUUCUGUGGAAGAUUUUCUUCCAUAUCAUUCUUCGAAUGCCAUUCAUCGUUCUAUGAAAGAUCAGCCCUUUUUUUUUUAAUGUGUCGAACCCAAUUUGUGUUGAAAAGGAUUUUAUGAUUUUAUGAUGUGGGUGGUAUUUUUAUUUAUUUAUUUUUUUCAUUUGUUUCGUUGACUUUUGGAGUUGACGUUUACCUGUUUGUCUUCCGGAGUAUUCGUCCUUGCGUUCAACGUUUUUAGAAAAUCGGGUAACUUUGAAAGGAUCUGCUAAAAGUCUGACGUGAAGUUAUUUAUUUAUUUAUUUAUCUAUUUAUUUCCCCUGCAGGCAUCAUUUGAUCGGGCAAAAAAGUGGGUUCAAGAGCUUCAAGCACACGGUAGAUCCGAUGUUUUCCUUUUUUUUCCUCCAGUUCAGCUUUAACUUUUCUUCGUGGGGGUUGACAGUUCGAAACCUAAUUUUGGACCGUGCUUAAAUGAUAUCCGAAAGUCAACGCUUUAAGAUUUAAUGCUUCUUUCUUUCUUUUUUUCCCCCCCGUUUUAUAGGAAGCUCCGGCACAGUUGUGGCUCUCGCUGGAAACAAAGCUGACUUAAUAGAUUCGAGGAAGGUCUCGGCAGAGGUGAGUACCUGUUGGGGAUUCAUGGGCGUUGACUUUUCCAAAUAAAGGUGUUUGAGCUGCCCACGAAAAUAGAUCUCUCGAUCAAGAGCGGAUGCAGAUCCCCCCAGCAUUAAGUUCUGCAUUAUUUUAUUUUUUAUUUUUUUUUAUCCAUGAUAUCCUAAAAUUGGUAAUGAAUCAGUCAAUUGGUCAAAUAAUCGGGCUUGAAAUCAGCCUAAAUAUGUUGUACUACCCGUUGUAUUCGACAUUUUGAUCGGACGUGAAUCUGCCUCUCGUUGACUUUUUGGUCUCAUUUUGUCGACGAACAGGAGGCUCGAAGAUAUGCCCAGGAUAAUGGACUGCUCUUCAUGGAGACUUCGGCCAAGCUGGCGACGAACGUGAGCGAGAUGUUCUCUCAGAUUGGUACGACCCCUCAUCUUCUCUGUGUUCCAUCGAUGACUGGUCUUGAACACAUUUACCACGUGCGUUUCGCCGCACACCUGGCGGCGAUAUCGUUUCCCACGUACAUCUCGUUGGUCAUAAUGAGGAAUAAUGAGAAUCCCAUGGCCACUGUCCUCGAGGCGGGGUCAAUCGUCGUUUUAUUAUUUAUUUAUUUAUUUAUUUAUUUAUUUCCCUGACUCGGAUCCUCAAAAUCAAGCUCUGCAGCAGAAAAAUAGACCCCCACCUGAGAAGCCCAAAGCCAAUAUCUCUCUCACUAACUCACUCACUCACUCACUCACUCACGUAUCCAUGCAUUCUUUGAUGAUUGCAGCGAAGAGGCUCAUCGAGGCUCAACCAGCAGGAAACCCUUCGGGGACGAGCCUGCUCCUACAGACGCCUUCAAGCACGAUGCCAAGGCCUUCUUCUUGCUGCUCUUCCUCCUAG
This is a messenger RNA of Spirodela intermedia, 3331 nucleotides long. Lineage: Eukaryota; Viridiplantae; Streptophyta; Magnoliopsida; Alismatales; Araceae. The record is from the annotation of a GenBank genome assembly.